AUGCAAGUUGACACUUUGGAUUGGUACAAAUUAAAUUCUCUGUCCAGUUUACAUUUCAUCAUAUUUCUAACUGGAAUCUGCCUCAUUGUUGAUUCUGCCAAACCAGUCAAUCCAAGUUCCAGUCGUCAAAUGUGUAUGAAAAUUCAAUCAAUGCUCUCGCUCGGAAAACAUCACACAUACCAAAUCUCAUCUAAUUUAACUUAUGUACCACGAAACUAUGCUCAAAAUUUUCUUGCUUACUCACCUAUCGAUGAUCUACUCAUCUUUCUCGAACCGAAAUAUCAACUGCAUGUAUAUAGUGCCCAAGCCGUUCAUCUUAUCGGACGUAUUCCAACAGCAAAUAUUGUCUAUGCAUCAUCAUGUAUAUCUAUAACGACCGGUGAUCGUUAUGACUUGUGUUUCAUCUAUGAAUCCCGUAUCAAACCAAAUGUUAUAUCUAUACGUGUAUGUGAAGUACGCUUUAAUACGACGAAACUGCAGUUUGAAGACAAGAAAUGUAUUGAUUCAACAAUACGCAGCGAUCGAACAAACAUUCGCAUCAAUGGAUUUACAAUAAAACGUGAUCAUUUCGGAACGAAACGAUCUCUGCUAUUUGUAUCGACAAAUUUCGGUCUGGUUUACACAAUAUUUGAUUUGCGGACGGGAAUCACUAUUCGGAAGCCGAUUGUUUUGAAUGAUACACUAACAGAGGGAAGUGUUGUUCUAACAUCAGCUGGUGUUGUCUAUUAUGCUAAUAAGGAAGAGCAUACGAUUCAUGAAAUACAUGUUACAAGAGAUUUUCGGAUCCGGUACGGGAAAAUUAUCAAAAGUAACGCGAUAAAAUCUCCAUUUGGUUUAAUCACGGAUGAAUGCAACCAUUUAUUUAUUUCGACGAAAACAAUGGUAUUAGUGAUGUAUAUGCAAACAUAUACAACUAUUCGGAGUAUAUUUUCGAGACCAUCGGAGUAUCCUAUUACAAUCGAACGAAUAAAUUCAUCGACGUAUAUCUAUCCAACCGUGAAGAAAUUACCAGGAAAAGCGCCAGCAAAGUGGUUAUUUAAUAUAUUUUCGUUUGCUGAUCCAACUGUACUGACGACGACAACUCCACGUUCCGCAACUCGUAUGAACAGAACAUUAUUUUGGAAAAUGAUCAGAGCCAAUCGAAGUACGAAACCAACUUAUAAUAUGUCAAUGUUCGUGACAACAGCGAUAACGCAUCUAACAGUGGAAACAACAUAUACAAGUCCUACUAUUCAAGAGGAAUCGAUGCAAACUGAUGAUACUCUACCGUAUUCGUCAACAGAACAAUUAUCAACUAUUGCAGCUGAUGAAAUUCAUAAUGAUACAGUGGAUGAAAGUACAUCAUUCGACACUGCGCGUUCAUCUGAUGAUGUUUAUAGCAGUACACCUCCAUUAUUUGAUCAAGAUUAUGUCUCGGAAAAUGACGAUACAACAACUGGAUAUUCGGAACCAGUCGUGGACGAUCAUAGUGUCAGCUUGAAUCCUAAAGAUAAAAUAGAUGUGGCCGUUGAUAAGGAUAGUCAUUCGCAAAACAAUUCAACACCUGCAUUACAAUCCACUCAAGAUACUUAUACGUCCACUGAAUCCAUUAGUAUAAUGUAUGAAAUUUCUUCUGAUGAAACAACUCUGCCAGCUGAUGGAACUUCGCAAUUUGUGACAUCGACUGCGAUAGAAGUAACGUCAUUAACAGAUCAGUUCGAAACUACAGCAGCCACUAGUCAGUCUAGCGCACAAACUUUCACCUCUGACCUGAUACUACAAAAUGACACGGAUAUGACUUCUACAUCACCAACCAAAUCGUUACUGACAGAAACGGUAUUUUCAGAUUUUGUUACUAUAAUGACAGUCACAGAUUCCUUAGCUUCAUCAAUAAAAUCUACUCAACGCGAAGAUACUGAUUCAACUUCAACACUACCGUUAUUUUCACAAAAAAUCGACUCACUUCUAACGAAAACAAUUCUUACCACUUUUAGUACACAUCAGGACAGCUAUCUAGAUUCUCAUAAAAUUAGUCAUGACAACUCUUUGUCACUGCCGAUAGAGAAUAGUAAUACUGCUGCCUUGCAUUCAUCAUCAUUGUCUCGUAUGUCUAGCACAACGUAUACACCUUCACACCAUGUUUCUGCACCAACAUCAUCGCACUCCUUACUUACACUCUCGAGCACCUAUUUAAACUCAUAUUUAUCAUCCGAACAAUUUUCAGAAUUGGAUACAACAGAAUUAAUUCUUUCGACUACACAAGUAACGUCAACAAGUACUCUUCAUACCACUACACCAAGUGUAACGUCAAUCAUUACGGAGCACAGUUCAAGGACUACUUUUUCGGAAAGACUGUCUUCUACCGUGACGACAUCUUCUCUUUUCGACACAUCCAUUGUCUCAACAUUAGUGACAACUAGCAAUUUAAUAACAUUAUCAACUUCUAAUCAUAUUCCUGAAACAUCACUUGCCUCGACAACUGUAACAGAACCGCGAACUACUGACUAUGAAACAACACUGACGAGUUUGAUUACUACCACUGUCACUAGUCUCGAUCCGACUACAAUCAUUCAGACCACAGAGGAACCAUCUACUCCUCUACCGACCACAAGUAUAGCAACAACUGAUGAAACAACUUCUCUGACCACCGAUUCGCCAACCUCCGACACAACAUUCAUAUCAUCGACAUAUCCAACAACGAUCACGAGCACGUACACAGAAGGAUACACUUCAAGUAUGGCAUCUACGGAAACUGUACUAGAGACAUCAACGCUUUUCUCAACUUUACCUACUGAUGAGCCUACUGAAACGAGUACAGAGAUUACAACCGAACUUACUACCGGAGACUUUUUGCUAUCUACUUCGUCAGCUACCGAUGCAUAUAUGGAAGACCACAACACAUCUACCCAACUAUAUACCGAUGAGGUUUCAACCACUAGCUCGGAUAGUGACACAACAGAAACGGCAACUCCUGAUUUGAUUAGUGAGACUACAGAAAUGUCAACCACCGAGUUGGUCAGUGACAGUACAGAAACUGAAUCGAGUACUUUGCUGGAUACAAACUUUUCUUCAGAGUCUGAGACUUCAAUCACGACUUCUUACCUCACUAGUCAAUCAGACAUAACUUCGCCAAGUGUACAAACGACAAGAGAAGAUGCGACAACGAUGGAAACUUCUACAGAUUCAUUUACUACGACCACUGAGACAGAGUUGAUUACAUCUUCUCUUCCCACAUGGUACUCCACACGAAAACCUGUUCCAGAACAACAAACAACCACAUACAAAUCAGCGGUACAUUCAAAUCUAUCAAAUACACUCCUAUCCAACGAAUUAUUCGACACUCUUCUGACAAAUUCAUCGAGCGAUCAAGUGAUUAGUUUUGAUCUAUCAAAUCUGCCGACAUCAUCUUGGAAUCUUUCUUUACAAACAAACAAAAGUAUUGUUCUCGAUAUCGCACUACCAGAUGCAUCGACUGCUAAUGGCACUACCAACUUAUCUAUGACAAAUAUCGUAGCAGAACGUUUCACAACAAAUAUUGUCGGUAGUCCAGUUAGUUUACAAGUAGAUCAAGUUCAAACUAAACAGUUCUCUUUAGCAAUGAAUUUAACAAGUAAUUUAACAAAUCAAAUGUCAUCCGAUGUGGUUAUUGGCCAUGUUAAGAGCGAACAAUUUCAAUUGGAUAUUACCAAAUCCGAUAAUAUGAAUAUUCAUGUUAAACAGGUCGAUUCCGAAACCGCGGAACUAUUUUUCGAUAGUAAAUUUUGUACGAAUGACACAAACUUACAAAUUAAUUUGAAUCUAACCAAGAAUGGAACAAUUCGGUACGGUAAUCGUUCGCCAAUUCGCAUUGGACCUGUUUUUACACGUGUACACAUGCUAAAACAAUCGUGUGAUCUUGAGCAACCAUUUACAGUGUUCUUCGAUAUUUGUCAAGGUCAAAAUCCAUGUUUAAACGGCGGCACUUGUCAAUCGCAAACACCUAAUUACGAUGAUCCAUCUUAUAUACCCAAAGAAUCAGAGAUCAGUUAUACAUGUCUCUGUCCAAUGUAUAUCUUCGGCGAACAGUGUGAACAAUCCCAAUAUCCGAUGGGCUAUUGUAUUAACAAUGGUACAUUGACUUAUAUCGUCGAUUCGAGUAAUCGAUCCAUUGAAAGCUGUAUCUGUGCAUCAGGUUUUCACGGUGAACACUGUGAAGAAAACAUCGAUGAUUGUGUCAAUGUUCGCUGUUCGAACCAUGGCAUAUGUCAUGAUGAAACCGAUUCGUACACAUGUUCAUGUUUCGAUGGUUAUUAUGGAAGUGAAUGUGAGCAGAAGAACGUCGAAACUGUUCUCUUGCAAGUUGCUACGAAGUCUUUUGCGACUGUGGCCAUCUUAUUGAUUGCUGGUAUUGCUAGCCUGGUCGUUGCCAGUGAUAUACAUACAUAUUUCACACGAAAAAAGCAUGUUACUCGUCGUAAAAUGUAUCAAUGCCCGCGUGCAGAAUCGGAAUUAUAUGAAAACUCGGUGCUUUUACUCGGCUUUGGUGAUGCUCCUGUAGAAUUGAAUGAAAUUCGAAGUUCUCGUGGUCGACGAAGGAAACGACGGCCACUACCACCUCCACCGUCGACAUCGAAAGGCAAGAAGAAACGGCAGACUGGCCGGCAACGUACUCGCACAAAGAAGUACAAGAGCCCACCGCAGAAAAUCUCUUCAAGAACUCGUACAGUUACCAAUCCAGCUUAUGAAACUAUUCUAUGA
Messenger RNA from Adineta ricciae, 4716 nucleotides. The record is from the annotation of a GenBank genome assembly. NCBI's taxonomy places the organism in Eukaryota, Metazoa, Rotifera, Eurotatoria, Adinetida, Adinetidae.